UAUAAACUUACAAUUGUGAGAAAAAAAAGUAAAAAUUAUCUUUGAUCUUUUUUUUUUUUAGUGGUGGGAACAAGCUUUUCUAUAAUUACGCUCUUGACCGAUCAGGACUAAGUAUUCAAACAAGCCAUAUUAUAAUUUCUUUAUCUAGUCAUCAAAAUCGUAAACUUUUUAUUUUCUUUUUUUAUUUUAUCUGCUGUUUUGCACGGUUUACAAUUAUUUGUCAUGCCAAUAAUGCAUAUUACACUAGGGUGAUUAAAGGGCAGGGGGAUAAGGUUGUUGUUUAGGGUGGCAAGCUGUCAGCUGUGGGAUGUGAGGCAAGGAAAUGUGGAGUGAGUGGACACAUGCUUCUGUGGAUGAGUGAGUGGAUUGUGAUAUGAGAUAAAGUGAUCAUCAGGCAGAGCGUUCUCUCUCAUCAGUCUAAUAGGUUUGGUUAAUGUUCACCCUACAGUAGGGUUCAAAAGUCAAGCAUUUGUGUGAAAGACACAAACCAGUAAAAACCAAGGAACUGAAACUGGGAGAUCUGAGCCAAGAGAGACAACAGAGCGAAAACCAUGAUUACAAUCACAGAGUUUCAGAAAAUCGGUGUGGGUCUGUCAGGAUUUGGCGUGUUCUUUGUACUGUUUGGAAUACUGCUGUACUUUGACUCGGUCCUGUUGGCAUUUGGAAACAUUCUGUUUGUGUCUGGAUUGGCCUUCAUUAUUGGCUUGAGGAGGACGGCCCACUUCUUUUUCCAGAGACAGAAGCUGAGAAGUUCCGCCGCCUUUCUAGGAGGCGUGGCUUUAGUUCUACUAAGAUGGCCUCGUAUUGGCAUGCUUGUGGAGACCUAUGGCUUUGUGCUUCUAUUUAAGUAAGUAAAUAGUUGAGUCAUAUCCGGUCCUAAUGUGCAAGGUAGACACCUCCAAGAUGAUAAUUCAAAACCAACCAAGAUACACUUUGCCUAUCUAAUUGUGGAACAUUUACUUAACUAUUCAUUACCCUAUACAUGCUUUUUUUCUCUGCUUAAAUUGGCUUUUUUUUCUUUUUCUUUU
Cyprinus carpio (common carp) is the source of this 1028-nucleotide messenger RNA. RefSeq names its product vesicle transport protein GOT1A-like. The record is from RefSeq and is a predicted model, not a curated record. The transcript is spliced from 3 exons. Gene Ontology annotation, biological process: retrograde transport, endosome to Golgi; endoplasmic reticulum to Golgi vesicle-mediated transport. NCBI's taxonomy places the organism in Eukaryota, Metazoa, Chordata, Actinopteri, Cypriniformes, Cyprinidae. Bases 552 to 851 code for a protein of 99 amino acids. Gene Ontology annotation, cellular component: membrane; endoplasmic reticulum.